This is a messenger RNA of Chaetomium globosum CBS 148.51, 633 nucleotides long. RefSeq lists its product as uncharacterized. The transcript has 2 exons. Gene Ontology annotation, biological process: exonucleolytic trimming to generate mature 3'-end of 5.8S rRNA from tricistronic rRNA transcript (SSU-rRNA, 5.8S rRNA, LSU-rRNA); nuclear polyadenylation-dependent rRNA catabolic process; U4 snRNA 3'-end processing. NCBI's taxonomy places the organism in Eukaryota, Fungi, Ascomycota, Sordariomycetes, Sordariales, Chaetomiaceae. Gene Ontology annotation, cellular component: nuclear exosome (RNase complex); cytoplasmic exosome (RNase complex). Bases 1 to 633 code for a protein of 210 amino acids. The record is from RefSeq and is a predicted model, not a curated record.
AUGACCGCCCCCACAAUAAAGCUCCCCGCGCCGCUCUUCGCGCGCCUCUCGCCGCACCCCUUCCUCCUGCGCAACCUGACCUCGGCCGCCGACCCCUCGCGGCCCGCGACCCGCACCAACGGCCGCGGGACCCAGGAAACCCGCCCGCUACACGCCAAGACCUCCUCCCUCUCCCACGCCCACGGCAGCUCCCUCGUCCGCCUCGGCGACACCACCGUCCUGUGCGGUGUUCGGGGGGAGCUCUUGCCUGUGGAGAGGGUGCCGCUGUGGGACCCCGAGCGGGAGAUGGUGGUAUGCUCGAGGACGGAGAAGAGGCAGUUGAACGUCAAGGGUCUGCCGGUGGCGUGUACCGCUGCGGUGUUUGAGGAGAAGGAGCUGGGGGAGGUGGGAACGGGCGUUGCGGAGGGUAGGCAUUGGCUGCUUCUAGAUCCGGAUCGGUUGGAGGAGACUCUCUGCAGAGAAGCGAUUACCAUGGUGGUGGACUGCAGCGAUGGGGAGACGAGGAUUAAGAGCAUUGAGAAGCAGGGUGGCACGGCGAUUGGGAGGGAGCUGGUCCGCGGGUUUGCGACAAUUGCGGAGAAGAGGUGGAAAGAGGUCCAGGGUAGCUAUGAAGUGAGGACCGUGUUUGGUUGA